CAAAGCAAACGGAUCAACCCCGAAUGGGAAACACAAACCAAACAAAGCUGAAUUUUUGAGAAGCUCAACCACAACGAACCAAACCACAAGGCAAACAACACUAGCAUUAUUUUUGGGGUCCUUGUUGGUUGACACAGAAAAAUAUUACCCCUGCCGCCAUGUGCAUGUGACGCGCUAAACUUGACCGCACGCGCGACCUUCCUCCGUGACGUCACUGAUUGUUACAUUACGCGGGCGAUGCAUGCACAGUACAUGCAUGCAAUGUAUAGAAAUACAGUACAUGUACAUUGUACAUUCUGCAGAAGACUGCAGCACAUACGCGAUUGCACUUUGACAUCGGCAGCCAUUGUACAUGAAGACCUAAUCCUCGGGCUGCAAGGAGCUGCAAUCUGACCCCGAUUUCGACCAUGUCCUCAACCAUGUCUGACGUGGGUUCUCCCUCUUUGGACGUGUCUGACCAGCUAGAAUGCCCGGUCUGCACGGAGCAGCUGUGGGAACCUAAGCUGUUGAACUGCGGCCACACCUUCUGCCUGAAAUGUCUGCAAGCGCUGUUCCAGCCCGAGAUGUUCCCCCAGAACCCUGUGGUGGUCUGCCCCUUGUGCCGCAAGAAGACCCCGGUCCCUAACAAAGGGAUAGCUGGCCUCAACUCUAACUUCGCUCUUCAGAGUCUCCUGGAAGCCCUGUCGGGCGUCAAGCCCAAAACCCCAGCGGAGGUGGCCAAGACCGAAGACGGGGAGCCUACCACAUGCGAGAUCCACAAGGAGAUGAAGAAGUUCUACUGCAGCUCAUGUGAGGUGCUGAUUUGCCGUGACUGUACGGUUGUGGACCAUCCCCGACCAGAACACAAGUGCAUGAAUCUGGAUGAGGCUUACACGUGGAGGCGUCAACUCAAUGAGAGGGAGUUGCAGCUGGCCGUACGGGUGGUCAAGCUGGCCAAAAAGGCAAAGGGCAUUCUGCAGUCCACCGAGGCCUCUCUGAACCAGCGAUGCGACCAGGUCAUUGGUGAGAUCGAGAAGUGCCGGGAGGCAGGCCUGGAGCAGCUCCAGGAAAAAAUGGAGGCUAUCGAAACCUUCCAAGUCGACCUGGAGAACGAGAUCCUGGGGCUCCACGACUUGACCGAAGCAGCCACCAAAACCGAUCUCUUGGACCAGUCCAAGGGCGUCAUCGAGAGCCUGACAUCCUUGCGAGAGCAACAGGACGAGGUGCUAGACAAGCCAGAGAAGGUACAGUACCCAGUCUUUGUAGCAUCAGGGGAGGAGAUCCAAGGAUGGCCCAAGCCUAUCAACCUGGACGGAUCAGGCAAGGGCAAGUCUCGCAAGCCCAGGCCAAGGAGACAGCACAGCUCUGGAUCUGUGGGCCAGUCCAAAGAGGAAACGGGUGGCAUCAGCGGGGAGUUAACUAGUCUGAUGGGGGAGCUGCUUUCUGGGGACAGCAUCAUGCUGGACAGUCAAAAAGGAAGGGGUCAGGGAAAUCGAGGGAGAGGCUACUAUCAUCACCGUGGGCGGGGAGGCAACCAGUACCGGGGGCGAGGCAGUAAACGGGGUCAGGGAGGAGGGGAGAAGGGCCGAGGGUAUUAAAACCAAAAAGGAAAUUAACUGUCAAAUAGCUCCAUAUCAGUGAAUAAUUACAUUAGUGUGCACAGCCGGGUUGAAAAACAUCAAAAGUUUCUUCGUUUGAACUUAAUUAAAGGAAUUCCAGUUAUGGAGUCUGUUGUCAGAAUUUGUGUGAGGGGGAGGGGAUUAGAUUAAUUGAGGGGGGGCGCAUUCAAAUACUACAAGCCUAAUCACAAGGCUGGGAAAUAAAAGAAAUCUGAACAAUACGGCCGUUUCUCAAUAGUGCGCCACAAAGAGUUUGCAACACGUUGGCCAA
Messenger RNA from Acanthaster planci (crown-of-thorns starfish), 1869 nucleotides. Its product is annotated as tripartite motif-containing protein 3-like. NCBI's taxonomy places the organism in Eukaryota, Metazoa, Echinodermata, Asteroidea, Valvatida, Acanthasteridae. The record is from RefSeq and is a predicted model, not a curated record.